Racocetra persica is the source of this 134-nucleotide messenger RNA. The record is from the annotation of a GenBank genome assembly. Lineage: Eukaryota; Fungi; Glomeromycota; Glomeromycetes; Diversisporales; Gigasporaceae.
CAAUAACUAUGAUGACCUGGAGCAAUGCCACCGUAUACUUAUUCAUAUUGGUGAUGCACCACUGUAUGGUCGUCGUUUUAGUAACUUCUAUGACAGGUACCCAAACGGUGGUUCGAAUGGUCUAACUGCUGAAA